Molecule: messenger RNA, 1339 nt
Organism: Agrilus planipennis (emerald ash borer)
Lineage: Eukaryota; Metazoa; Arthropoda; Insecta; Coleoptera; Buprestidae
Product: S-methyl-5'-thioadenosine phosphorylase
Exons: 4
Coding region: 288-1118 (276 amino acids)
Biological process (GO): nucleoside metabolic process
Cellular component (GO): cytosol
Molecular function (GO): S-methyl-5-thioadenosine phosphorylase activity
Source: RefSeq, a predicted model, not a curated record
AUAAAUUCAUAAUAAAUAAUCGUUUGAUUGUUGAACGGUAGUUAUUAUCACUAUUUUAUGUUUCAAUUUUUAUUCUGUGUUGUGUAUAAUUAUCUGUUUUGUUAACAAGUGCUGGAUUAUCAAUUAACAAAACUUGUCCUGUUUGUCCUUUGCUUGUUUAAUAAGGAAAGCUUACAAAAAAACAACAGUCAUUAAGGAUUCAUAUAAUUUUGAGUUUUGUUGGUCGUUAAUCGACGAAUUAGUACUUUACUACAUCUAAUUGUGAAAUAGUGUCUUGACGCUGAGAAAUGUUUCCAGUUAAAGUUGGAAUAAUUGGGGGCUCAGGUCUUGACAAUCCUGACAUUUUUAAAAGCCGGAGCGAAAAGAGAGUCACUACAAUUUUCGGAGAUCCUUCGGAUAUUUUGAUAGAAGGUACAUUGGGAGACGUACCGUGUGUUUUAUUAGCCCGUCACGGUAGAAAGCACAAUAUAAAUCCUACUAAUGUAAAUUACCGGGCUAAUAUUUGGGCUUUAAAAGAAAUUGGAUGUACCCAUGUAAUAGUAUCGGCCGCUGUUGGAUCACUUCUCGAGGACUUCAGACCAGGCGAAUUUGUCAUUCUCAAUAAUUUUAUAGAUAGGACUACGAAAAGAUUUUCGACUUUUUAUGACGGACAAUCGAAAUCACCAAAAGGAGUAACUCACAUCCCAAUGGAGCCUGCCUUUUGUGAACGCACUCGACAAAUAGUUAUUGACGCUGGGCAAUCAUUAGGUUUGAAUGUUCACGAUGAAGGCACAAUAGUGGUGAUAGAGGGUCCACGUUUUUCCACCAAAGCUGAAAGCUUGAUGUAUAGACAGUGGGGCGGUCACGUUGUAGGAAUGACUACAGUUCCCGAAGUUAUUUUGGCCAAAGAAGCUGGGCUUUGCUAUUCUGCAAUCGCACUCAUUACCGAUUAUGAUUGCUGGAAAGCGGACUUUUCCGCGGUAAAUGUUGAAAAAGUCGAAGAGACAUUUAAAGAAAACGUUAAAAAAGUAACCGAUUUAAUAAUUGAAGUAGUCACAAGAAUAGGUAAAGAUAAUUGGGACGAUACCAUAAAAGAAAAACGAGAUACAGUGACGAAGGCAAAUAUGAUGAGAGAAUAAUUAAUAACGUCUACAACACCUGCUUAUCUUAUUUAAAUUUAAUUGAAACGAUACGAAUCAGUUUAUCAUCGCGUUUCUUUCUUAUAAUAUGUACUGUACUGUUUAUUUUAUUACUAUUUUUUUUUUGCAUAUAAGAUAAGCAAUAAUUUACAGACGCGCAUCGCUAGAAAUAAUGAAUGUUAUUUUUAAAAAGGAAAAGGAAUAAAAUUUACCGAAACAAA